AUGCCUAAGACCCUGGUGGGAUUGGAAAUUGGCGGUCUGUCUGUUGUCUGUCUGUCACUCUUGUCAUCCACCAUGAAUCAUGAUACCAUGAUCCACGCGUUAGUACUCUGUAGUAGUACAGACUACUCCGUAUGGAGUAGUUUUUUUUUUCCUUGCGGCCCCGCUGUUACCGAAACUUUCCAUUCUGGUGAGUGGUGUCCACUGGAUAAGGUGUUAGUCAGUUAG
Messenger RNA from Aspergillus clavatus NRRL 1, 225 nucleotides. RefSeq lists its product as uncharacterized. The transcript has a single exon. The coding region runs from base 1 to 225 and encodes 74 amino acids. Lineage: Eukaryota; Fungi; Ascomycota; Eurotiomycetes; Eurotiales; Aspergillaceae. The record is from RefSeq and is a predicted model, not a curated record.